AUCUCAAGACGUAAUACUGAGAAGAGUAGUGAAGCCGAGAAACGAAUAAGAUUAUCAGACGAUAAUGUUGAAGUUAAUAAAAAAACAAUAGAAAAACUAUUAAGAACCAAUUCGCAGAUAAUUUCUAAGCUUGAACUCAACGAUGAUAACAAAAAUAAUAAUACAAUAGAUACGGAGUAUAUAAAGGAGCUCGUUAAGAAGGUGUCAAAAAUUUUAUUUGAAAAUUUUGUUUAUCCUUCGCAAGAAGAGUACAGACUUGCUACCGAAAAAUAUUUAAAAGACGAAAAUCCAGAAUUUAUACGCCAGUUCAAAAAAAAUCAAUGGAUUCUUUUUUUCGAAAAAAAAAUUGCCCCAACUUUAGUACAACAACAUAGGAGUAUAAGAGGGACGUUCACGUCCAGAGUAAAAGAUGUAAUGUAUUCUGUUUAUGAAGUAACUGGGCAUAAAUUACCGUCCAUUAACACUCAGGCUAGUCCGUCAAAGAUUCAGGAAUGGAAGAGUAAGCCGGAGGUGAAAAGAUGUUACAACAUCCUAUUUAAAAAGGUUAAAGAUGGACAACCUACGACAUAUAUGUCGCUGAUAAUUGAUAAGGAUAAAUUUACACAUUCGGACGAUGAUUCUCAUGAUGGUAAUGAUGUAGACGAUGGUGGUGAUAGAGCAGCUGACGAUAGAGCAGGUGCGGCUGAUGAUGGUGUGACUAACGAUGGUAGGCCUAACGAUGGUGCGGCUAACGAUGAUGCGGCCAACGAUGGUGCGGCCAACGAUGGUGCGGCCAAUGAUGGCAUAGCUGACGAUGAUAUACUUUCUAUUGACUCUUAUAACACGGAGGAGGAAGGUCGGUAUGUAAAUAGUUUAUUAGAGAAUUAUGGGUUGCAUAAGAAAUAA
Messenger RNA from Rhizophagus irregularis DAOM 181602=DAOM 197198, 885 nucleotides. Lineage: Eukaryota; Fungi; Glomeromycota; Glomeromycetes; Glomerales; Glomeraceae. The record is from RefSeq and is a predicted model, not a curated record.